This is a messenger RNA of Acaulospora morrowiae, 134 nucleotides long. The record is from the annotation of a GenBank genome assembly. NCBI's taxonomy places the organism in Eukaryota, Fungi, Glomeromycota, Glomeromycetes, Diversisporales, Acaulosporaceae.
AUGUCAGAACAAGGUUCUUCAAAUGACGAGAAUCAAAACCCAAACACGAGACAUCGAAGACAAGAAAAUAAAGAACAAAAUUUGAAUCGAUUCCAAUUAGAAUUGGAGUUUGUUUCAUGUUUAGCAAAUCCCUG